UGCAGUCAUUUUCACUCUCCAUGCUAUCGGCUAGGACAAGGAACAACACUCACCCCCUCCACAAACCCCUUGGUCUGGUCUCCCAGGCGGUCCGGGGCGGUCACCGUGGUAACGGCGUCCGGCGGACGCGCGGAGGCUGCGAAGCUUCCAUUGUUGUGGGAAGGGUGGGGGUGUUGGCUGCGCCCGGCGUUGCCUGGAGAACUUAAGGACUCACAGCAGCAAAAUGAGCCUCUCCCCAAAGCCCCUCCUUCCUCCUCCCGCGCCACAAAACAAACGGCACGCCUUCCUGGUUGGGGGCAAAGGGUGUCGAGUGUCCCAUCCAGAACUUUGCAGUGCCCCGUGAGGGACCCAAGGCGGAAUCGGCCCCGAGUUCGUCGGAUUCUGCAGAUGUCUUCAGGACGCUGGAAGAGAGCAAGAUCAUAGUGAGGAAUGAGAGGCUCUUAAAAGUGGAAACUUACCAUUUGUCAGUUUACAAGGAACUGGACAAUGACUGAUUUCAGGAAGAUGGAUGUCAUCAAUUUCACUGCCUUGCCAAUGGUGCCAGUGGAUGAGCACCUGGCUGUCUCACUCAUUGCACAGAAUGAAAUGAAGGAUGCUGUGAGAAAGGAUCUGCAGGAUGGUCCACCGUCGUGCCUUAUUGGCUCCAUACAGCAGGUGAACCAGAUGAUUGCCGAAAUAGAUCUGAGUCCCAACCCGCUGGUGCACAGCCUGGCAAUUGAGAAAUUUGAGGUGGAGAAGAAGGCUUUAAGAGAGAAAAGUCACGGCAGCUCGGGAGACAGAGAAAAGAGUCAAAGAAAAUCAGAGUAUAUUUGCAAAGGCUCAGAAUCCAGGAAUGUCAAAUCUUUCAUUAUCAAAAGGAAAAUAGCAGAUAAAAAUCUGCUGGCAGAGCUGUACCAGUAUCCACAGUUUGACAGCUCUAGGCCAAACAGUCUUCCGAACGGGGUAGACUUCUGUGACAUGGUGGGCAAUGUGAUCCGGGCAGAGAAAAACACUCUCAGUGGCAAGUCUUUCUGUUCAGGUAGAGAAUUAGAGAAGUUUCUCUCUUCUCCUUCUGUAAGAGCCCUGUGGUUGGAUAGCUUCUGGUGGAUCUUUCAUGAGAGGUACCAGCCAAAGAAGGACAUCCAGAGUGAGCUGUUCGACCGGAUAGCCCAACACUAUGCCUUUCUUCUGUUUCAUGAAUCCAGGUCCCACUAUGAGGAGGCUCUCUUAAAAAGGUUGCCAUCACUUCUGAGUAAAGCCCUGUACACCAGCUUCUGCUGCUGCUUCCCUCAGUCCUGGUUCAACACACAUGAGUUCAAGUCCGACAUCUGUAACACGAUGAGCCUGUGGAUCUCAGGUAUAUAUCCUUGCCCACAAGGCUAUAACAGCUGGGACUACUCGAAUCUGGAUCCAGAGAGAUUCCGGAGAGAAGAAUUAGUGUGGCAGAGAAACAGACUGCUGAAGGGAAGAGAGUUCUCUCUCCUCACUUCUAGGAGAUACUCCACCUGGAAUCCUACUCAGAGCAAGAGGAUCUGCUGCCCUCAGUCUUCUGAUAUAAAUUCAACCAGCGAGAGAGCCUUUUUUGCCAAGAAUCCAGCGGAUGGCUCACAAAUACAGAAUACUGCAAAAGAGCAUAAUUAUCCGACUCUGGCCUUGAGGAAAACAACACAACAAGUGAAGGGGAUACCAGUAGCAAAAGAAUACGAGCAUAUGCUUCCUAAGCAGUCUUACCCUGUCUGCAGAAGCCCUGAGCUAACUUCAAACCUCUUUAACAUUUACGGGAAGAGCCCUCUGAUUGUGUACUUCCUCUAUAAAUACGCCACUCUGCGGCAGCAUGGUGAAGACGUGUUGAUAAUCAGGAGGGAAAAAGCCAAGACCAUCCCUGAGUCCACCCUGACGUACACUGAGGUCAUCAGCCUGAGCCUGAGCAGCAUGAGAAAGUGGAGGGAUAAAUUGCGCCAGUUGAACCAGCUUCACUGGAGUGAAUGGAAUUACUUCGACAAGUACCUGAAGGAGCUGCACCACAACUUCCUCAGGUAUUUAAGGGUCUUUCGGGGGCAAGCAAGAGAUAAAAAAAAGGCAAACCACAUGUUCCUCCAGCCUUCACCUCUCAUUGAGGAAUCCCCUGAAAAGAAACCUAGAAGAAGCCAUCAGAGGAAGACUGAGUUUCUUUUAAGGUUUGCAAGAAUGAAGACUGUGGGAAAAGUAGAAAUGUGA
Molecule: messenger RNA, 2196 nt
Organism: Vicugna pacos (alpaca)
Lineage: Eukaryota; Metazoa; Chordata; Mammalia; Artiodactyla; Camelidae
Gene: FAM227A
Product: family with sequence similarity 227 member A
Source: RefSeq, a predicted model, not a curated record